AUGUCGCCCGCACUCGCCUCAUAUCCAUCCUUCUCGCUGCCAUUCCCUCCUGCCUCGGACUUCCACCGAUACGCCUACCAACCAUACUCGCCGCUCGCGUCUCUCAGCAAGCUUACGUUGAACCCAAUCUCAUCGGGGCUGCCGAACUGGUCUGCCCCCUUGAGAGACGGAUUACCCACGCCUCCCGCCGACAUGAACGGCGUGGCUCUGAAUUCUCAGCUCGCUCCGUCAUCGGCGUAUGCGUACCACCAUCACAACGGUCAAUAUGCGGCCAAAUCCUCGUCGAAUCGUGUGCCGCUAGCAAAUACCGUGUCAAAUGCUGCGCCAAACUACCUCCCCCCAAUGAACAAGCAGGUCGUGCAAGUGGAGGAGACUGAAAAAAGCCACAAGAGAAGUGAGAAGGAGUCGUUGCCGUCGUACUCGCAGAUCCCUACUUCUAUCAGGAAGAAUGGAGGCAAUCUGCCCGAAUUCGCAGCCCAGAUUGCUUGUCUGUUCUGGUUUGAAAAGACGUCGAAACUCAAAACGAUCGAAGAGUCAACACCGCAAAAAUACGCACUCGUCCAGGAAGCUUUUCCUACAAUCGGAUUCCAGAAAUGGGUAGCGACCGUGUUGUCCACGACGCAAGUCAGUCAGAAUGUUAUACUGCUCGCCUUGUUAUUCAUCUACCGGUUGAAAAAGUUCAAUCCUGGAGUUCGUGGAAAGAAGGGGAGCGAGUUUCGCUUGAUGACGAUUGCAUUGAUGAUGGGCAAUAAAUUCCUCGAUGACAACACGUACACAAACAAAACAUGGGCUGAGGUUUCCGGAAUCACCGUGCAAGAAAUUCACAUCAUGGAAGUCGAAUUCCUCAGCAACGUUCGGUACAACCUGUUCGUUUCUAAAGAAGAAUGGACACAAUGGCAUUCCAAGCUCAGUCGGUUUGCGGACUUUUUCGAAAAAGCUUUACGUAUGCCUCCAGAGAACGAGUUCGCUCCAACAACGCCUGUGCACCAGAUUUCACCCACAGCAGAUGUUAGACGAUACAAUCUUCCUGUUUCACCAGCAUCGAAAAUGCCAUCUCCACCGUCGACACACCCUCUUCAGCCGCAAACACAAUUACAACCUCAGAUUCAAUCACGACCAGGUUGGAAUUCUACUACAACUCCUUACAGGCUCAACACCUCGCCUCGGGCCUUACCCAACCUCGAAUUCCCACCGUAUUCACGCAAACGCAGCUGGGAGGAUGAUGUGGAAGAAAAUCCAAGCAAACGAUUUGCCGUGUCUAACUACUCGGCGCCGAUGCCUGUUCUGCCAGUUUCUGCGACUUCGAUGCCGUCUGCGGCUGCGAUGUCUUCUGCGGCUGCGAUGUCUUCUGCGGCUGCGAUGUCUGUACCGGUGCUCCCACCGGUCCUUGGUGCAAAUAUGCCUCUGUCGGUGCCGUCGUUGGCAAUUCCUGUUCCUCGUUUGAGUCAACCUACCACUUACCAGCCCGUUUCGACUGCUCUGAUACCGCCUACCUUGCCUGCAGCUACAAUGCCGCAGCAACUUCCUCUCCCUCACGUCCGCGCGAUGUCGACAGUGUUCAAUCCCUCGUCAACAUGGUCACAACAAAUUCCGUCUGCAACGGUUGCGCCAGUCGUUCCGUCGCAAACUUCCAACCCGAUGGCUUUGUACAACUCGGCCGUGUCUCUUCCAGACCCCGUUCGACGACAGAGUCCGUAUUCCGCGACGGUAUCAUCAGAUGCAGUCUCGCCAUCUUCCGCAUUCCACGUGCACACACCUCAAAACCACCUCUCGCCGUCCUUCUUCCUCGUCAACCGCAACUCACCAUACCGCCCUGUGCGCGCCGUGAAUACUCUUCUCAUUCCGCCACCGUCUGCAUCCCUACACCAACCCCGUCACCUGUCAAUGGACCAGAUGCACUACCAACCAUUAGGCAAGAGCUUUACUGAACGUCGCACCGGUGUGUUGCCAUACCUCCAUCACGACGGACUACCGCAAGGAGUCAUUCCCCAACAACCGAAUUUCCUUCCUAGCCAAUACUAG
Molecule: messenger RNA, 2022 nt
Organism: Talaromyces amestolkiae
Lineage: Eukaryota; Fungi; Ascomycota; Eurotiomycetes; Eurotiales; Trichocomaceae
Exons: 3
Coding region: 1-2022 (673 amino acids)
Biological process (GO): regulation of cyclin-dependent protein serine/threonine kinase activity
Cellular component (GO): cyclin-dependent protein kinase holoenzyme complex; nucleus
Molecular function (GO): cyclin-dependent protein serine/threonine kinase regulator activity; protein kinase binding
Source: RefSeq, a predicted model, not a curated record